GGGAAGUCCUAAAGAAAAGAGAAACUCAUUUGGUUUAGAGUGAGAAAAAGAGAGUGAUAGGAAGAGACAAGUAAAUGUCAUUGUAAUCAUUCACAAGCUUUGCUCUCCACCUCUCUCUUCCAGAACCGUGUCUGCAUUGGUCGCCAUCAGCCUGGUCUCUGUUUCUCAGAAGGUUUCGUAAUUGCGAAAAAGAUGAAGAAGCAGAUUUUCAUGCUGCGGUGGUUUGGAAUCAUGAUCAUGCAACUCUGCUUCUUGCUGGCUGGUUCUUCUGAUGACAACAUAUCAGAUAGCAGUGCUGCGGUUAAGCUGAAUGCGGAAGAUCCAGAGCAAGUGGUCAUUGACAAUGGCAUCGUCCAACUCACUGUGUCUAAACCUCAAGGCUAUGUCAUUGGAAUCUCAUACCAUGGAAUCGACAAUGUCCUAGAAACUCGUCACGCAUUACACGACAGAGGGUAUUUUGAUGUAGUUUGGAAUGAACCAGGAAAGAACAGUAUUGCUCAAAGAAUCAAUGGGACCCAUUUUUCAAUUGUAGCGUCCGACGAGAGCCAAGUGGAGGUUUCGUUUGUAAGGACAUGGACUUCCUCAAUGCAAGGCACUGAUGUGCCCAUUAACAUAGACCAAAGGUAUGUAAUGAGGCGAGGCAGCUCUGGAUUUUACUCUUAUGCAAUAUUUGAGCGUCCACAAAGUUUUCCAGCUGUGGAGGUUGAUCAAGUUAGGACUGUCUACAAGCUCCAAGAACACAGGUUUCAUUAUAUGGCUGUAUCAGACAAUAGGCAAAGAUUCAUGCCAACCAUGGAAGAUAGAGAGAGUGGGCAAGUUCUAGCUUAUCCUGAAGCUGUUCUCCUAACCCUCCCAUCCAACGAGGACUUCAAAGGAGAGGUGGACGACAAAUAUCAGUACUCUUGUGAGAACAAGGACAACAGAGUCCAUGGCUGGAUUAGCUUUGAUUCUAAGGCACCUGUAGGCUUCUGGAUGAUAACACCAAGUGACGAGUUUCGCAACGCUGGACCCACUAAGCAAGACCUCACCUCUCAUGUGGGCCCCAUUACCCUCUCGAUGUUUGUAAGCACCCACUACGGUGGGAAGGAGGUAACCAUGGCAUUUCAAGAAGGGGAGACCUACAAGAAGGUUUUUGGCCCUGUUUUUGUGUAUCUGAACUCUCUUUCAAGCAAUGAGGAUCCACACACGCUUUGGCCAGAUGCAGUGCAACGGAUGUAUAAGGAAGCCCGGAGCUGGCCUUAUGAUUUCCCACAUUCACGGGACUUCAUUCCACCAACUCGACGGGGAAGUGCGAUUGGAAGAUUAAUAGUACAAGAUCGGUAUAACCGAGGAGGGAGACUUCUAUAUGGUGAAUCUGCUUAUGUUGGUCUGGCUCUACCCGGUUCUGAAGGAUCAUGGCAAAGAGAAAGCAAGGGCUAUCAGUUUUGGACACAAGCUGAUAACAAGGGCUAUUUCAUGAUCAAGAAUGUUAUACCAGGGCACUAUAACCUGUUUGCGUGGGUUCCUGGCUUUAUUGGUGAUUACAAGCAUAAUAACAUGAUCACUAUCACGUCAGGCUCUCUAAUCAAAUUGGAUUCACUUGUAUAUAGUCCUCCAAGAAAUGGUUCUACCCUUUGGGAAAUUGGAUUUCCAGAUCGCACAGCUGCAGAAUUCUAUAUCCCAGACCCUAACCCUAAAUUCAUCAACAAAUUAUACAAAGAACAACCUACAAACAAGUUUAGGCAAUAUGGACUGUGGGAACGUUAUGCUGCUUUAUAUCCUCAUAAUGAUCUAGUUUACACUGUUGGAGUUGAUAGGUAUGAUCGAGACUGGUUUUUCGCUCAUGUUACAAGGAGAAUAGGAAAUGGAGUAUUUCAACCAACGACAUGGCAAAUUAUAUUUGAACUUAAAGACAAUGCAAUCAGAGGAAGUUAUACUCUGCAGUUAGCCCUAGCGUCAGCCACUCAUUCUCAAUUGCAGAUUUGGUUGAAUGAGGAAGGUGAUAAUCCUGCACUAUUUGAAAGAGUAAAUAUGGGAGAAGAUAAUGCAAUAGCAAGGCAUGGGAUCCAUGGAUUAUAUUGGUUGUUCAGUAUUGAUAUUCCAAGCGAUCGUUUAGUGAAAGGAAGAAAUACUAUUUAUUUAAGACAGUCAAAUGCCACUAAUCCUUUCCAGGGAGUUAUGUAUGACUAUAUUCGUUUAGAAAGACCUCCAACUCUAAAUUAAAGCCUUGAUUGAGUUAUA
Neltuma alba is the source of this 2220-nucleotide messenger RNA. RefSeq names its product rhamnogalacturonate lyase B-like. The record is from RefSeq and is a predicted model, not a curated record. Gene Ontology annotation, molecular function: carbohydrate binding; catalytic activity. The transcript has 15 exons. Gene Ontology annotation, biological process: carbohydrate metabolic process. The coding region runs from base 193 to 2202 and encodes 669 amino acids. Lineage: Eukaryota; Viridiplantae; Streptophyta; Magnoliopsida; Fabales; Fabaceae.